AGUUUUGUUCCAGUUUCAACCUCUGAGAACCAUAAGAGGCUCUCACAGCAUGUAUCACCUUCUGUGCCACUGAGGACAGAUCUGAUAGGAGCUGAAGCAAAUCGUAUUCCAGUAUGUUUAAGCUAUGUGGACUUCAAUUUCUGCUCAUCAUUCACUCGGCUAUGUGUCAGAAUUCGGGGGACCUGCAUGUAACUGGGCCUCUGAAGGACAUGAAUUUCUCUAUUCCAGAGGGAGGGGGAGUGCGCUUCAUUUACCAGUUCACAUCCCAGCCACCUGCUGUGAGUUUCAGAGCAACUGGUGAAAAAGAUGGAAUAAUUGACAUUGUGCAAAAGACUGGAAUCCUGUAUCUCAAUGGGUCUCUGGACUGGGAGACCAAAACAGUGCACAGGCUGCAGGUGGAAAGUCUGGAUGAACAGGGAAACACAGUGGAAGGUCCAUAUGCUGUUACAAUAUAUGUGGAGGAUAUCAAUGACAACCCACCCGAAUUUGACCAGCUAAAGUACACUGGAGUAGUGAGGCAGAACUCCCGUCCAGGCAAGCCCUUCAUGUAUGUCCACGCUACUGACCGUGAUGAUCCUACAACUCCCCAUGCACAGCUGAUGUACAACAUUCUCCAUCAUUUUCCCAACCCUUACUCAGAAAUGCUUUUUGAGAUUGAUAAAGUUACUGGAGCAAUCUCACCAAGUAGGACAGGCUCUUAUUACUUAGAUCCUCAAAAGCAGGACACCUUCACACUUGUAGUCACUGUGAAGGACAUGGCGGGAAUGACAACAAAUGCUUUCACCAGCAGUGCUGAUGUGAUCAUCACUGUGAAGGAGAGCCUGUGGAAAGCUCCAUCCACCAUCCACAUCCAAGAAAACUCAACCCAAGUCCACCCUGUCAACAUCAGCCAGGUAUACUCAAACGAACCAAAUGUCACUUAUGACAUUUUUGAAAAAGAAAAGCUGCCCAGGCUCCCAUUUUCUAUUGAUCAGAAUGGGGUUAUUUAUGUGACUCAACCAUUGGACAGAGAAGAAAAGGAUACUUAUACUUUUUUUGUGAUCACAAAAGAUAAUGAGGGAGAACUGGUAGACAAGCCUCUGCAGAUUCAUGUCAUUGUGGAAGACAUUAAUGACAAUCCUCCUGUGUGCCAGCAGGCCCUCACUAUAAUUGAAGUUCAAGAGAAUGAAGGUGCAGGAAGUAACAUCGGCACACUGUUUGCUACAGACAAGGAUGAGAAGGACACCCUUAACUCUUAUCUGCGGUUCAAAAUUGAAAGUCAGGUUCCUUCUGUUCCUGCAAGUAAUUUGUUCUUUAUUCAGCAAGACACUGGGAUUUUGCAGUUAACUGGACAGUCAUUGAACAAACGCAUUGCAUCGAACUAUUCCUUGAAGGUGCAGGUGAAAGAUCCAGAUUUCCAAACAAUCUGUGACGUGCAAAUACAUGUCAUUGACAUCAACGAUCAGAUUCCCAUCUUUGAAAAAUCAGUUUAUCCCAACGUGACUGUUGCAGAAAAUAUCCCGAUAGGAUCAGUGAUAUUGGAAAUUCAAGCUACAGAUGGGGAUGAGCCUGACACGGGGAGCUCCUAUAUCAUUUACCAAGUGAAGGAAGGAGAUCCAAAUAAUGACUUCAUCAUAGAGACAGAUUCUGAAACAAACCGAGGAUUCGUCAGGAUUAAUAAGCCUCUUGAUUUUGAAACAACUCCAGUGUACAACCUGGUGAUCAACGCCACAAAUCCUGAACCAUUGGUGUCAAGUGUGCAGUACAACUCAAGCUCCCUUACCCUCUUUAAAGUUUUUGUAACAAAUGUGGACGAGGCACCUGUUUUCCAAAAGACAGUUUACAAAGCAGAAUUGUCUGAAGACAUUCCUGUUAAUACCCUGGUCAUGACGGUGGAGGCCUUUGAUCCUGAGGGGGAUUCUGUACGAUACUCCUUAGAAGGUGAUGUGAAGAAAUGGCUGAGGAUUGAUUCAACCACUGGGCAGAUAUACACUGCUUCCACUUUGGAUCGAGAACAACAGGAAAUAUACACAGUUGAGGUUUCCGCGUCAGAGCUAAAUAAUGCAGCUCAGAAAUCCCUAGCAACCUUGAUACUACAGUUAAAUGAUGUGAAUGACAACCCUCCACACUUAGCUAAGGAUCAUCCUCCUUUCUUCUGCCAUCCGCUCAGUGGAGGGGAGAGAGCUCUCAUUCAAGCUGAUGAUCCUGAUCAACAGUGGUUUUAUUCAACGUUUUCUUUUUCUCUUGCUGAUGAUACAAAUGCAAGAAAUAACUGGGAAAUCUCAAAAGUCAAUGCUACUCAUGCUUACCUCUCUCCAAAACAUGCUAACUUUGAAGAGAAUGUGUAUAACGUUCCAGUAAUAAUAAAUGACAAUGGAAACCCACCUUUGGAAGGAAAAGUGAAUCUUGAAGUAAAUGUCUGCAAGUGUUCCAGUGAAAAGUCGUGUUUUAUCGAAGUACAGCGUGAGCACUCCUGGCCAAGUGCUGGCCAGGCGAUUGGAAUUCUUAUUGCAGUUCUACUCAUCAUUGGUUUAAUUAUUGGGGCUGUAUUUCUUCACAUGAAAUACAAACAGAAAAAUGAAAACAAGAGCCAUCACAAAGAUGCAAAGGAUAAGUCUGAACUCAACAGACUGUCUUAGUGACUGCUUCAUCAAGAGACAAUUAUGCCCUUUGGGUUGGGAACAAGUGAGCUUUGUAGCUCCCAAAGCCCAGAAGUGUACUGUCACAAACUGAGGAUACAAACAUGCAAAAGCAGACUCCCAGGGUUUUGUCUUCUCUUUUGUAGGUAACAUUAUUCAGUCAUGAAACAAGAAUCAUACGUACACUACAGCAGCAGCCAUUAAUAAGAAUAUCGGCUUUGACUGAAGUGUUAACUCACAACAUCAAAAUACUGAGCUCCGGCAAGGAUCAACACAUGGGAUCAGCCUUCUUUGGCAGCUGAAGUAAGGACUUUCCAGAGAACUACAUUUUCUCCAACUGCAUAUCUUUGAAUCUCAGUAAGUUACUGAACAGCAGAACGGGGAAGAAAGUCCUGUCUGAAGAUGUUCUGUGAAGCUGCAGGAGUCUCUCUGACUCUCAGCAAAGAAGCUCCCAAACUUACCACAGCCCUGGGUCAUGCCUGCUAACAUUAUGCUAGUGGAUUUGUGCUAGCAACGUUCACUAGCAAUGUGACACUUUAAUUUUUCAUUUUUCAUAUUCACUGAGUAUAACCAGUUUGUGAAGCACCAUGGCCUUUCAUUACAGUUCCUGAGUUAAAAAAAAAUACGUGCCGAGUCACGUGAAAUCGAGUAAUGUGCUGUUUUAUCACGCUGAUGGAAUGUCGUUCUUGCCCCCUACACACUAUCUCAGAAUAAAAGUGUUCAUUAAGGCUUUCCA
Messenger RNA from Colius striatus (speckled mousebird), 3354 nucleotides. RefSeq names its product cadherin 17 (gene CDH17). Bases 114 to 2618 code for a protein of 834 amino acids. Gene Ontology annotation, biological process: adherens junction organization; multicellular organism development; calcium-dependent cell-cell adhesion. Gene Ontology annotation, cellular component: catenin complex; adherens junction; plasma membrane. The record is from RefSeq and is a predicted model, not a curated record. Gene Ontology annotation, molecular function: cadherin binding; calcium ion binding. The transcript has 18 exons. NCBI's taxonomy places the organism in Eukaryota, Metazoa, Chordata, Aves, Coliiformes, Coliidae.